AUGUUGGAGAUUUUUGGUCUCACGGAUACCUUGUCAAGAUAUCUUCAAAAAAAGGAUCAAGAUAUUUUGGAAGCGGCUUCUUUGGUGAAAGUGACAAUGAAUACGCUGAAAGCUUUAACAAAUAAUGGAUUUCCUUCAAUAUUGGAGAAGGUCUUUUCUUUUUGUCAAAAACAUAAAAUUAAAAUUGUGGAAAUUUCCAAUUGUUAUGUUACUCCAAGAAACCAUAGGACCAAGAUUACUAAUCAACAUCACUUUGAAGUUGAUAUUUUCAACACGAUUUUGGAUAUGCAAAUUCAAGAGUUUGGGAAUCGUUUUAGUGAAGUGAGAACCGAUUUACUAGAAUACAUGUUGGCUUUGAGUCCGUGUAAUUCAUUUUCUAUGUUUGACAAAUCAAAGUUUGUGAAGCUAAGUGAGUUGUACAAAAUGGAUUUUACUGAUUUGGAAAGGGUGCAUCUUGAUGGUCAACUUGAAACCUAUUAUCACUCUUUGAUUGAUGAUGAGGGAUUUGCUAAUUUGAAGGGCAUUGCAGACCUUUCUCAUUUGAUGGUGGAAACCGGAAAACAUCGUUCUUUUCCUUUGGUUUAUAGAUUAUUAAAGUUGCCUUUGGUUUUGCCCGUUGCAACUGCAACCAUUGAAAGAUGUUUUUCCGCAAUGAAGCUCUUGAAAACCGAAUUGCGUAAUAAAAUAGGUGAUGAUUUUAUGAAUGAUGCUUUGACUUAUAGUGUAGAAAAAGAAGCCCUUGUAGACGUUAGGAUUGAACGAGUGAUGGAGCGCUUUCAAAAAAUGGGUAAACGAAGAUGUCGACUUUGA
Molecule: messenger RNA, 810 nt
Organism: Lactuca sativa (garden lettuce)
Lineage: Eukaryota; Viridiplantae; Streptophyta; Magnoliopsida; Asterales; Asteraceae
Molecular function (GO): protein dimerization activity
Source: RefSeq, a predicted model, not a curated record